CCAGCCCCCGGCGGGGGCGUCCUGCGGGCGGCGGCGCGGCCGGGGCUGCUGGGACCGGCAGCCUGGGUGCCCCAUGGGGGUCCAGGGGCUCUGGAAGCUGCUGGAGUGCUCCGGGCGGCCGGUGAACCCCGAGACGCUGGAGGGGAAGGUCCUGGCCGUGGAUAUCAGCAUCUGGCUAAACCAGGCUCUCAAGGGCGUCCGGGACCGUCACGGCAACUCCAUAGAAAACGCCCAUCUUCUCACUUUGUUCCAUCGCCUCUGCAAGCUCCUAUUUUUUCGAAUUCGUCCUAUUUUUGUCUUUGAUGGGGACGCUCCGCUACUGAAGAAGCAGACUCUGGCCAAGAGAAGGCAGAGAAAGGAUUUGGCCACUAGUGACUCCAAAAAAACUACAGAGAAGCUUCUGAAGACAUUCUUGAAAAGACAAGCUAUCAAAACUACCUUAAGAAGCAAAAGAGACGAUCCACUGCCCAGUCUGACCCAAGUUCAGAGAGAAGAUGACCUGUACGCUCUGCCGCCCUUACAGCAAGAAGAAAAGCACAGUUCGGAAGAGGAAGAUGAGAAAGAAUGGCAAGAGAGGAUGGACCAAAAGCAGGCUCUACAGGAGCAGUUCUUCCAUGACCCUCAGGCCAUAGACAUCGAGUCGGAAGACUUCAGCAGCCUGCCCCCUGAGGUCAAGCACGAAAUCCUGACGGAUAUGAAGGAGUUUACCAAGCGGAGAAGGACGCUGUUCGAGGCGAUGCCUGAGGAGUCCAAUGACUUUUCACAGUACCAGCUCAAAGGCUUGCUUAAAAAGAACUACCUAAACCAACACAUAGAAAAUGUCCAGAAGGAAAUGAACCAGCAGCACUCGGGGCAAAUCCAGAGGCAGUAUGAAGAGGAAGGCGGCUUCCUGAAGGAGGUGGAGUCGAGGAGAGUGGUCUCUGAGGACACUUCCCACUACAUCCUCAUAAGAGGUCUUCAAGCCAAGAAAGUCACAGACGGGGAUUCACAGUCUCUUCCGCCACCCAGCAAAGUGCAGAGCACAGCAGUUGAUGUGAAGAAGCCGGGGCCGGAGAAGGAGCUCGGCGCCCCUCCUUCCCCGAGAAGUGUGCUGGCCAUGCAGGCGGCCAUGCUGGGGAGCAGCUCGGAGGAGGAGGGGGAGCCUGGCAGGUGGCUUCAGGGGCGGAGCGCGCCUGCUCCCCCUGCGCCUGCUCCCCCGGAGGCGGGCUCCCUGUCCCCAGCCACUCUCCGAGCCAUUCAGAAAGCGCUCGACGACGACGACGACGGAGACAGGAAAGUGCAUGCUGGGAGUGAAGGACAGGUGGGAGGGCCAGGAGCCGCAGACCUGCUUCUGGCCAGGUCCAAUGAGGAGCCUGCUGGAGGACUUCGAGCCGGAGGAGGGGAAGGGCCACUGUCGACACCAGCCCCGCGGUCACCUCAUGUGGACCUGGCUGAGGGGUGUGCGCCCAGCACCAAUCAUGACACAGAGUUGGCAGGGGUGACGCCCUUCCCAAGUGCCGCCUGUUGCCAAGGCGCUCACUCUGGCAUUCCAGAACAGUCGGUCGUUGCCAUGGUGAGGGAGGCCUUCCAGGCUAGUAGUGAGCCUGCCAUGAGGGGUGGAGCAGACCCUCUCCCCUUGGAGAACUCUGUGGCAAUGGCUGGCCAUGCCCGGGGUGCCGGGGAGCCAACAGCUGUUCCUCCGGCUGGCACCACGCCUGGUACAGACAGGGAAGCACGCACCCCUGUGCUGGGGCGACCACGGGGUCUCUGUCCAUCCCCGAGUAAAGAUGACUCCUCUGCCCUUUCAAGUGAUGAGGACGAGGAAGAGGGAAAAGGUCCUGCUUCUGAAGCCUUGGAUGCCGAGUGUCUGCAGGAAACGGGAAACACCCCAGGUGGCCCUUCGGAGGCGCAGAGGGAGGUGAAAAAUGUAGGGGUGCUCCCCGGGCAUUCCCUGGAAGCCGUCGGAGGAGAGGGGAGCGCUGGAGCUGCAGGCCAGGAUCUCGUGCUGGCACCUGCAUCCGUGAGAGCCGCGGACGUCAGCUCUGAGGACAGCGACUCUGACGGAAGUUUCAUCGAAGUGCAGAGUGUAAUUAGCAGUGAUGAACUUCAGGCUGAAUUUCAUGAAGCUGCUAAAUCUCCCUCUGGACAAGGUGAGGAGGAGCUGACAGGAACUAAGGAAGACGCCACUGGGGGCCCCGCGGGGCUUCUGAGGGACGUCUCUGGAAGCCAGGCCUUGGGUCCUGAGCCGCGAGAAGAAGCUGACAAAGAUGCAGACGAUUCGCUGAACGAAUGGCAAGAUAUUAAUUUGGAGGAGCUGGAAAUGCUGGAGAGUGAUCUUUCAGCACAACAAGCAUCACUGAAUGCGCAAAAACAGCAGCAAGAACGGGUCGCAGCCACUGUGACGGGACAGAUGUUUCUGGAAAGCCAGGAGCUGCUCCGCCUGUUCGGCAUCCCCUACGUGGAGGCCCCCAUGGAGGCCGAGGCCCAGUGCGCCCUCCUGGACCUGACGGACCAGACUUCCGGAACAAUCACUGAUGACAGUGAUAUUUGGCUGUUUGGAGCGCGGCAUGUCUAUAAGAACUUUUUUAACAAAAACAAGUUUGUAGAAUAUUACCAGUAUGUGGAUUUUCACAACCAGUUAGGGCUGGACCGGAGCAAGUUGAUAAACUUGGCCUACCUGCUGGGGAGCGAUUACACGGAAGGGGUCCCGACCGUCGGCUGUGUCACCGCCAUGGAGAUCCUCAAUGAGUUUCCGGGCCACGGCCUGGAGCCGCUGCUCAAGUUCUCGGAGUGGUGGCAUGAAGCCCAGAAGAACAAGAAGAUAAGACCUAACCCUCACGACACCAAGGUGAAGAAGAAGCUGCGCAGGCUGCAGCUGGCGCCCGGCUUCCCCAACCCGGCGGUGGCCGACGCCUACCUCAGGCCGGUGGUCGACGACUCCCGGGGCUCGUUUCUGUGGGGGAAGCCCGACCUGCACAGGAUUAGGGAAUUUUGUCAGCGGUAUUUUGGCUGGAACAGGACGAAGACAGAUGAGUUUCUGUUUCCAGUGAUGAAGCAGCUCAAUGUCCAGCAGACACAGCUCCGAAUUGAUUCUUUCUUCAGAUUAGCACAGCAGGAGAAACAAGACGGUAAGGGCAUGAAGAGCCAGCGACUGAACAGAGCCGUGACGUGCAUGCUCCGGAAAGAGCGAGAGGCCCGGGAGCGGGAGGCCGCGCCAGGCGCCCCCGAGAGCGACUGCGAGGCCCUGGAGCGGGCCGGGCCGGGGUGCGCCGCCAGCCCAGGCCAGGAGCCCCCGGUCCCGAAGAAGAAGAGGCCUUCGGGUCCUAUGGGCCAGGGGCCAGGCGGGGGCUUCCUGGGGGCCGCAUACCUGUCCCAGUCAGACAGCUCUGGGGGCGAGGACGCCCAGUGCUGCCACGCGCUGGCCAGGCCGAGGGGCGCAGCGGCGGUGGGGACGCCGGGCCGCCCUGCUGCACCCAGGGGCGCGGCCAGGGCUCCGGCCAGAGCUGGGGACGGGGACCCCACCUCCAGCAGCUCCAGCGACAGCGACGGAGAGCAGGGCAGGCCGGUGCUGGUGACGGCCAGGCCCGUGUUUGGGAAGCGGAAAGGGAGACUGAGGCGAGCUCGGGCAAGAAAGAGAAAAACCUGACAUAAGCGCGCAGCCUCUGCACUGACCUGGCAGCGUUUCAGCAUGAAUUUGUGGCGGGAAAUAAUAAAC
Messenger RNA from Condylura cristata (star-nosed mole), 3694 nucleotides. RefSeq names its product excision repair cross-complementation group 5 (gene ERCC5). NCBI's taxonomy places the organism in Eukaryota, Metazoa, Chordata, Mammalia, Eulipotyphla, Talpidae. Gene Ontology annotation, biological process: nucleotide-excision repair. Gene Ontology annotation, molecular function: DNA endonuclease activity; single-stranded DNA binding. The record is from RefSeq and is a predicted model, not a curated record. The coding region runs from base 74 to 3625 and encodes 1183 amino acids. Gene Ontology annotation, cellular component: nucleus. The transcript is spliced from 15 exons.